This is a messenger RNA of Maylandia zebra (zebra mbuna), 2600 nucleotides long. It is a transcript of the gene ramp2, whose product is annotated as receptor (G protein-coupled) activity modifying protein 2. Gene Ontology annotation, biological process: calcium ion transport; cellular response to hormone stimulus; regulation of G protein-coupled receptor signaling pathway. Gene Ontology annotation, molecular function: coreceptor activity. Lineage: Eukaryota; Metazoa; Chordata; Actinopteri; Cichliformes; Cichlidae. The record is from RefSeq and is a predicted model, not a curated record. Gene Ontology annotation, cellular component: cell surface; membrane; signaling receptor complex.
AAAAAAAAGAGAACACAUUUCCUGAUGUCAUUACUAAAUCAAAAGGUUGCUUGGCAAACAGAUGUUGUGAGAGGCCGAACAUAUGGAUUUAGUGUCAUAAAUUAACAAGCUGGUUGUGAGAAACCCUAAACCAUAGAUUUCAUUUUUAAUUCAAUCAGUGAAAGCACCUCUCUUGCACACAAUUUUUUUUUUUUAAGUGGUGAGUAGGGACAGUGAGAAACUAUCUUCCAGAUGUAUCACACACAUGAGCAAGAUUUCCCGUACUUGUAGCGUUAAUUACAGAAUGUUUUCCUACUAGCAUGCACGCGUAACGAUAGUUGGCCCUUUAAACAGCUGGUCAACUCUGACAAACAACUCUUUCCAGGUUUGGUCAAAUUAACCUAAAUAUGAAAUCAUGGCUGUCUGCAGAGCACACCCUGCAGAGUCAUGAUUACAUCCACCCCGAAACGCUAAGUCCUAAAUGUUUACUUAUGUUUCCUAUUUGGCAGAGGCAGCCCAAAAGGCAAAUAAAUCACAUGCUGUGAGCUGGCCAGGCCUUCGACUGUGAGAAACUGAGACUAAAAAGCAGAACAAGAGUUAAAGAGUAAAGGGUUUUCAGAUGUGAGUCCAGCCCCAGCUUGGGUGUGCUCCCUUUUAUUUGGGAGAAUGGAGAGGACAAUCUUUGUUGCCUCCACCCCUUUAAAAGCGGAAGAAAUUUUUAAAGAAACAUGUGUUAGAGAGGGGGAGAGCUGCUGCCAAGGCGCAGGGCCAUCAGACAGAUCUUCGAAGAACAUCUGGUAACCGCGGGUAACAUUGUUUGGACAUCUGGUAACCGAAGAUUGCACUGCUUCUCUUCCAUCCUGUCGGGUUUCCUGUUAUGCCUCGCUGUGCGAAGUCUAAGAAGUUUUGGUUUUUUAUACAUGGUUAUACGCUGGGGAAAACACACCUUUAUUCAUUUUUUCUGACAUGAAGGGAGCACUUGGUUUCAUAGGGUUAUUCCUCUCCUUUCUCUUCGAUGCCACUGGACAGUUUGUUUGUGAAGAUGAGUCAGAUGGAAUGGGCUGCCUCUCCGACAUGUUUGCUGUUUACUGUGUGCAAAGUUUUAAGCUUGCAAUGGCAUCACUGAACGAAACCGACUGGUGCGUUUGGAGUAAGGUAAACAGUUGGUACAGCAACCUAAGCAUGUGUACAGAAGACAUAUGUGACUUAUACUUCAUCCCAUGGCCCAACCGUGUGGUGGAACAGACCUUUUUGGACAUUCAUUCCCUUUUUUUCAAGGAUUGUCCCACAGAUGAGCUAAGUGACCCACCACCUGCCAUCAUGUUUGCUUUGGUCAUCACGCCCAUCUGCCUGAUCCCUGUCAUGGUUAGCCUGGUGGUACUUAAGACCAAAAAUGGUGAUGGCAACUCCUGAUAACCUAAAAUCUCUGCUCAGCUAUGUUCUCUCUUUUCCCCUAACCUUGUUUACAGACUGCUCAUACACUUUCAUCUCAGCAGAGACUGAAUCUUUAGAUCUUCUGCACUUCACAACUUAAAUUAGCCACAUAGACAUAGUUGGCACUAUCUCAGAGAUAAUGUUCUGUGGCAUCACAGCUGUUUCUCUUAGGUGACAUACUUCUUAAUACAGACAAACACUGUCAGAAACUAUGUUCUGUACUAUACUGUAUCUCAUUUACUGUGACAAAAAUGUUUUGUUUUAAACCACUUGACACUAGAGUUGGCCGUUGCUUGAAGCAUUGGUCAUCUCUUGUUUGCUCACAGUAUUUCAUUUAUACUGGAGAACCCAAUAUUUGUGAUUAGCCUGACGAAAGCUCCGGAGCUUGUAAAAGUAGAAACAAAAUUUGUAUUGACACUUUGUUUUAUGCAAGACACUCGGGCUGAUGAAAGACAAGGUAAAGUUUAUUACUGAGCUGCUUUUGCAUUCAUAGACAAUGUUUUGUUAGUUUUUUUGCUGUUAAACUUUGAGCCUAAAAAUAUAAAAUAUAUUUAUGAAGACAGCAUUUAGAAACUAAAUGAUUUUUAAUUCUGAAAAGGAGAAAGAUGUUCAUAUCUGAUCUUUGACAAAGGUCCUAAACACUCAAUAGUGUGUAUGUGUAGGGAGGAGAAGAAGUUAACCAUAUGCAUGGAUCUAGUUAUUCAAGUCACAGCACACAAAUUGUUCAAAGGGUCGAGGCCUGUUUUUAUUAACUGUAAGUAAUCUUCAUACUCAUGUGAUGAGAAGCUGGUUAAAAGAAAAUCGUAUCUCCCUCCAGACAAAAGACAUUUUAAGUUGCCUGCACAGAAUUGUGACAAACACUGAACAAUGACAAAAAGAUAAAAGUCUUAUCUUUAGCCCUGAAUGACAAUAAAGCCACUAUAAGUGCUUUCAGAUUUAGAACAAAAAUGUGUAUUUAUAUACUCUUAUGUAUUUCUGCUAUUGUCAGGACUUCAUGGACUUACUGUGAAAGUACAUCCUGCCUGCUCUCAUGCCAUGAACUGUAUGCAUUUUUAUUUUUUAUAUUUUAAACCAAUAAAUCUACAGUUGUAUGCUUACUAUGACUUGUAAAUACAGUACCAUUCUUGUGAAAUUACCCUUUCACCUUUGCAGCUAUUUGAUUAAACACCCUUUUCCCUUGUGUGUAA